This is a messenger RNA of Pyricularia pennisetigena, 1743 nucleotides long. RefSeq lists its product as uncharacterized. The transcript is spliced from 3 exons. Gene Ontology annotation, molecular function: protein binding. Lineage: Eukaryota; Fungi; Ascomycota; Sordariomycetes; Magnaporthales; Pyriculariaceae. The record is from RefSeq and is a predicted model, not a curated record. Gene Ontology annotation, cellular component: nucleus. Bases 1 to 1743 code for a protein of 580 amino acids.
AUGGACUCAUUUGGUCAAGACACCAACGCCCGCAGCAACAUUCACGAUGACCCAGAUCUCUGUCGCCUUAUCCUCACCGCAGCCUUAGCCGGUCGGCCACUUGAGAUUCGAGAGUCAAACAUACCCAAUGCUGGCUCCGGCCUCUUCACCACUGCCGCCAUCCCCACCGGCGUCGAAAUCUUCCGCUCGUCCCCCAUCAUCAAUGUGCGAGACCCCUCGGCUCGCCAUGUCUGCGAUUGGUGUUACACCACGACGCCCUCGGGCAUCGACAAUCUCGGCGCCAUGGCAGCUGAACAGCUCGGCGCCACAUUACUCAUGCCUCCCAAGCCAGUCGCCAUGUUGCUCUGCAGUGGAUGCAAGGUAGGGCGCUAUUGUUCACGGGCAUGUCAGAGGAACGCCUGGAAGGCCUUCCACAAGCUCGAAUGCAAGGCUGUGCUGAGCGAAGCGCCAGCCAUGGGACCGACCACGUUAGCCAUGUAUCGCCUGCUGCUGCUCAAGAAGGACGGCCGGUUCACCGAGAGACAAUGGAAGGCGUUGAUGAAGCUCGAAUCGCACUUUGAAGAGCAGGACGAGGACUUGAGAAACGACAUCCUUGCAAAGGUGCACGAUUGGGGACGUAGGAUGGGUACAGAGGUUGACUUUAUGACUGUCUGGGAGCUGCUGUGCAUCAUCUUUACCAAUAGUAUGAAUAUCCGUCCUGCCGAGGCGGAUGUCUCCUUCGGCACUAGCUUGGAUCUUGUCGUGUCCAUGAUCAACCACGAUUGCAGCCCUAAUGCGCACGUCUUCUUCGAGGGCAGUAAGAUUCGUGUCCGCUCGCUCAAGGCCAUUGAUGCUGGUGGCGAAAUCACUGUGUCCUAUUGCGACCCGCGACUGGAUGUGCUGCUGCGAGAGGAGAUUCUUCGCCAGACGCAGUUUUUCCACUGCCAGUGCACCACAUGUAAAAGGGAAUACAAUGAGCACCUCGAGGCUUGCGGGGCUGCAACUGAGACAGAUGCGGUCCGUCGAUGUGAGGUAAUUUUGGACCAGCAAAAGACCAUGUUGCAAGUCGCAGGUAAUUGCACUUCUGGCUUCUACUCGGUCCUCAAGAGCAGCGAGGCUGCCAAGACCGAGAUGGUGUCACAGUUUGCUGCCUCCGUUGAGACCAUCACCAAGUCCGGAUACGGCGGCCAUGCCUGGCCAGCCCACGUAGAGCCGCUGCCCAAUGUCCACAUGACAAUGGCGGGCAUGUUCAAGGCCAGUUUCAGCUACGUGCCCGCCCUCAAAUAUGCUCUCACCGGGUGCCUCAUGGCUAGGAGGCGGUGCGGACCACCGUUUGUCCAGGAUCUUUUCGAGCUGGUGCGAAUCCUUGUUCAGACUUGCAAUGAGCCCGAAGAUGGGAUGCCUUUUACUGUGCAGAACUUCCCGACCAAAAAGGAGCUGCAGAUGCUGACGAUGGGAUACAUGGUAAUCCUGUGCCAGGCGGUAAGGCUUGCCUUUGGUGCUGACUGUCGCUAUACGCUGACGGUGUGGGCAUGGGCAAGGACUUUUAUGGGCGCUGGGGCCGGAGGCGUCCCUGCGUUGGGGCAGAGUGUGUUUGAGGAACAGUUCGGAAAAGUGCAGAGGAAGUUGACUGCCUGGGCUGGGAUCGACAGACUGUUGGUUCUGGGCGAUCGGAGGCAGCUAGUGGUUACUGUGGUCGACGUAAUCAAGGCUUUCGAGACCUGUGCAGUCAAGCCGGGCAUCUUGAGUCCAGCUGGCAAAUGA